This is a messenger RNA of Rotaria sp. Silwood1, 2718 nucleotides long. Lineage: Eukaryota; Metazoa; Rotifera; Eurotatoria; Philodinida; Philodinidae. The record is from the annotation of a GenBank genome assembly.
AUGAAUAACAAUUGUGAAUUAGAAUGUACCCGAGAAGAAGCGGAUUUUAUUGGAUCGCAUUUAUUAGAUUUUGUAACAAGUGAACAUCGAUCAAUUUGGUUUACAUAUCAAACAAAAUUAACUGAUCAAUCAUCAGAAAAUAAUAAAUUCAUUUAUUCAAAAAAUCCGAUACAAAAAUCAUGGAAAGUACUUUAUAAUUUAGGUUCAAUGAUUUCCUAUGAUAAAUUUUUUGGUCAUAUUCUUAAUAAUCGACAUCCAGCUCGCAUCAAAAUAAAUAAAGAUACACGUGGAAGAGUGAGAAGCAUUAUUUUGGAAAUACGAUAUACUCAAUAUCGAAUAAUAUUUGAUUUAAACAUACUUCAUACCAAUAUUCUUGUUAAAUAUGGACAAGAAAAAAAUAAUGAGCCGAUCCAAAUUAUAUUGAUGCUCAAAGGAUUACCACAGAUCGAACAGCAGCAUCCUAAUGGUUCUUAUGGCAUGAAAAUGCUCGAAUCACUUGGUUAUUUAUUUAAAGAUAAAUAUCUUAUUGAUCAUAAUAUACAAUCAAGAUUUAUUUUAUGUCAUGAGAAAUCAUCGGAUAAAUUUUAUGAAUUAUGCCAUGUUUUAUGGAAAAACUUACAACGAGAUCAUUGUUAUUUGCUUAGAAACAUAUUUGAUGAUCAAAAUAUAUUUAAUUGUACGUUAUCCAAAAAUAAAUAUCAAGUUCCACAUGCUAUUGUUACUCCAUUACGGAUUUUAUUUCAACCAAUUCAUUUAACCACUGGUCAUCGAGCAAUGCGACAAUAUGAUAAGAAAAAAGGAUAUGAAUGGAUGCUUGUUUAUAUUAGAGAUGAAGAUAGUUUUAGUAAAAUGAUUAAUAUGAAAGAAAGUGGUGAACUUAGAAAUCGAUAUGGGAAAGUUCUAUUAAAUGGUCUGUGUUUGGAAUCAUUUGUCUACAAAGAAUUGAUGUAUUAUUACUUUGGCUCAUCAGGAAGUCAAAUGAAAGAACAAGAAUUUUGGUUUUUGGCAUCUACUAAAGUCAACUCAGCUGAUGGUGCAUCUACAGUUAACGAAGCCCGAAUAGCAUUAGGGGAUUUAAAGAAAAUUCAAAAUAUUGCGACAUAUAUUGCACGAGUCGGUCUUUAUCUAACAACAUCAAAACCAACAGAUAUUAAAUUAACAUUUGUUGGCAAAAACUAUUGGGGGUAUCCAAAAGUUUCUUUACCAUCUCCGUUUACCAUUGCCUUUCAAAGAUGGAUUAAACCUUCUGCUGAUCAUACGACAUAUAAAGCAUAUCUUAUCGAUGAUAUUGAACGGCAUGGAUACUGUUUUACUGAUGGUAAUGGUCUAAUAUCAUUAGGUCUUGCUAAAAAAGUAGCCAUAUCAAUUGGAAUUCGUAUUAACAAAAAUAAGGACAUACCAUCAGCCUAUCAAGUACGUGUUGCUGGAUGUAAAGGAAUGUUAUCUAUUGACCCUCAAUCGACAAUGAAUGAUAAUUAUAUAAAAGUUCGAAAAAGUAUGAUGAAAUUUGCCAGUGAUGAUUGGACACUUGACAUUGUUGAUCAUUCUCGAUUAAGUAAUCUAAAUAAUCAAAUUAUUCGUCUAUUAUAUGACCUUAAUAAAGAGAAUAAAGCUGUUAUUGAAUCAUUACAAAAUCGAUGUUGUUUACAAAACGAAUGGCAUCCAUCUGAAGAAGCGUAUCUCAAUAUAUUUGAUUCAAAAGAUAUAGAUCGUAUAAAAGAUGACAGUAGACGAUGUGGUUAUUUAAAUGCAAAAGAUUUAUUACGUUGUAACAAAAUUCCAUUGCCUGUUGAUGAAGGUCGAUGUUUAUUUGGUAUUGCAGACGAAACGAAAUCAUUAAAAGAAGGUCAAUGUUUUAUUCAAUAUCAGACAAUGGACAAAAAUUUCUAUAAAGUUGUGAAAGGUGAAGUUUUAGUGACGAAAAAUCCAUGUCUCUAUCCAGGCGAUAUUCUUUGUCUAGAAGCUGUUGACAUUCCUGCACUUCGACCAUUUAUUCGUGAUUGUAUUGUAUUUCCUGUUCUUGGACGUCGACCACACUCAAAUGAAAUAGCUGGAUCUGAUCUUGAUGGUGAUCAAUAUUGGGUUUAUUGGGGAAAAGAACUCCAAGUUAAUAAAAUAAUACCACCAUUAGCUUAUAGAUCAAUUUCGAAAACAAAAGUUUCAAUAGUUACACCUGAAUUAGUUGUUACUCAUAUUCUUGAUAAACUAGAUGAUACAACAUAUGGCAAUAUUAGUAAUACACAUUCAGUUAUAGCUGACAAACAUCCAGAUGGCACCAUGUCAGCUGAGUGUAAAUUUCUUGCAGAACUUUUUCCUCGUGCUAUUGAUUCGAUUAAAACUGGUGAACAAAUCAAUAUGGAAGAGAUGAAAGAAUUAAGAGAAAAAUGGUGUGAUACAUAUCCAACAUGGAUGAUGAAAGAUGAUAAACCAAAUUACAAAAGCACAACAAUUAAUGAACAUUUGUUUAAUAGAGCUCAAAAUUUGCGAAUUAACGGAUCUGCAUAUAAAUGCAUGCAUAUUAAAUAUGAUAAAAUCAAUAAAGAUACUUUAAUUAAUAUUGAAGAAGAUGAUGAUACAGUUAAUAGAGAUAUUUCAAUUUAUAGUCGAAAUGAUUAUAAUCAAAAUGAACAAUACUGUAUUAAUCGUAAAAAAUUUUAUAUCACAACAAUGAUCGGUUUUUUUAUCGUUAUUUAUAUAUUUUAUCUUAUGAAAAAAUAA